This is a messenger RNA of Acanthosepion pharaonis, 762 nucleotides long. The record is from the annotation of a GenBank genome assembly. NCBI's taxonomy places the organism in Eukaryota, Metazoa, Mollusca, Cephalopoda, Sepiida, Sepiidae.
AUGAAGGAUGCAAACGAAAAACAACCAAUCAGAAUUAGUGACAGCAUAACAUCAGCAAGUCAACCAAAACGUGCGGUCAGCUGUGACUGGCGACCCAUAGGAGCCAGACUCCUUCAAUCACCGCUCCUCAGGCGACAUUCUCCUACCAGCUUACGGUAUAUUUGCACGCCAUUAUCAAGACAGGCACCUGAAGGACGCCACACACGAAAAUUGUUUAAUUCCAUAUCUAUCUAUCUAUCUAUCUAUCUAUCUAUCUAUCUAUCUAUCUAUCUAUCUCAUUCUGUUCGUAUCUAUCUAUCUAUCUAUCUCAUUCUGUUCGUAUCUAUAGAUUAUCUAUCUAUCUAUCUAUCUUAUAUCUAUCUAUCUAUCUAUCUAUCUAUCUAUCUCAGUCUGUCCGUAUCUCUCUAUCACAGUCUGUUCGUAUCUAUCUAUCUAUCUAUCUAUCUAUCUAUCUAUCUAUCUAUCUAUCUAUCUCAAUCCGUUCAUAUCUAUCUAUCUAUCUAUCUCAUUCUGUUUAUCUCUCUGUUUAUCAUUAUAUCUCACAAUUCAUUUCAAUUUUUAUUCUGUAUUUUUCCUCUCUUAUUCUCAUACCUUUUUCUAUUGUAUCUCCACUUCCUUUUUGCUCUCAUCAUUCUUCCACCCUUUUUGCAUAUGUUCCUUGCCGCUUUCAUCUUCCUCCGCCUCUUUGUUUGUUUGUUUCUUUGUUUGUUUGUUUCUUUCUUGUUAUCCUUCCUUCAUUCGUUUCCUCGCUUUUUCUCUUAA